AAACACCCCACUUCUCCAACAAUGGCUACAAUCACCAACUUCCUCCUCUCCAAACCACCUUCAUCACCGUCUCUCCCCAAACAACCAAACCCUCUCUUCUUCCGCUCCACCACCCACUCCUCCCCAAGCCUCGCGAAGCCCAACCGGCCGCUCGCCGCGAGGCCCGAUCGCCCUCGCGGAUUCACCUUGCGGGCCACGGCCGCCACCCAGAAGUCGAAGUCGUCGUCGCCGCCGGCGAGCGACGAGCGAGUCCAGCAGGUGCACAGCGCGGAGGAGUUCGACGAGGCGCUGCGGGCGGCGAAGGACAGGCUGGUGGUGGUGGAGUACGCGGCCAGCCGCAGCGCGAGCAGCAGCAGCAUGUACCCCUUCAUGGUGGAGCUGAGCCGGCAGUGCAGCGACGUGGUGUUCCUGCUGGUGAUGGGGGACGAGUCGGAGGCGACGCGGGAUCUGUGCCGCCGCGAGAAGGUGGAGAAGGCGCCCCACUUCUCCUUCUACAAGUCCAUGGAGCGCGUCCACGACGAGGAGGGCAUCGGCCCCGACCAGCUCGUCGGCGACGUCCUCUACUACGGCGACAGCCACUCCGCCGUCGAGCAGCUCCAUUCCAGGGAAGAUGUGGAGAAGCUGAUCGAAGGGCACAAGGCCGACCACAAGCUGAUCGUCCUCGACGUCGGCCUCAAGCACUGCGGGCCGUGCGUGAAGGUGUACCCGACGGUGCUCAAGCUGUCGCGGCAGAUGUCCGACACGGUGGUCUUCGCCAGGAUGAACGGCGACGAGAACGCCAGCUGCAUGCAGUUCCUGAAGGACAUGGACGUCAUCGAGGUGCCCACGUUCCUGUUCAUCAGAGAGGGCGAGAUCCGGGGGAGGUACGUCGGCUCCGGCAAGGGCGAGCUCAUCGGAGAGAUCCUCAGAUACCAAGGGGUUCGCGUCACCUACUGAUUCCGGGGGUUAAUUCGAACGUGAGAUUACUGAUUGAAUUUUGAUCCGAAGGUCGGUGGUUAUGCUACUCGGAGCAGGAUGCUUCCCCCCCAAAUUACUACUUGUCGACAAGAGACCAUGACCUCGUAUACUCAAAA
Messenger RNA from Syzygium oleosum, 1073 nucleotides. RefSeq names its product thioredoxin-like protein CDSP32, chloroplastic. Bases 22 to 936 code for a protein of 304 amino acids. Gene Ontology annotation, molecular function: oxidoreductase activity, acting on a sulfur group of donors, disulfide as acceptor. The transcript has 2 exons. NCBI's taxonomy places the organism in Eukaryota, Viridiplantae, Streptophyta, Magnoliopsida, Myrtales, Myrtaceae. The record is from RefSeq and is a predicted model, not a curated record.